CAGUAAAAUGGGUAUUUCAACAAGAAAAAGGAAUUAACAAGAAUAUGGUUCAGUGGUUCAGGAGUGUAGCGUAGCAAAUUCUGCUCAAUUUCUAUUGCAUUUAAUACAGCGAAGAUUUUUCGAGGCUGUUCCUUUUGUUUCGAUUCCUUACGUUCAGCAGUGUGGACAUGGGAAUGUAUCCGUAGAAAUCUUUCGCCCAGUGGCGUGGAGACGUAAUACGCACGCGCAUGCGCGUCACUCAGUGUCAUAGCAACCGAGAAGGACAACAUGGCAAAAGCAACAACUAUAAAAGAAGCUCUAGUAAAAUGGGAGGAGAAGAGCGGUGAGAAAGUGGGCGAGGCGAAGGCAGUGAAGCUCUACGCUCAGAUACCCCCCAUUGAGAAAAUGGAUGCCUCCUUGUCUACCCUCAUCAGCUGCGAGAAACUGUCGCUGUCUACAAACUGCAUAGAGAAAAUUGCCAAUCUGAAUGGUUUGAAAAACUUAAGAAUACUAUCAUUGGGACGCAACAACAUAAAGAACCUCAACGGACUGGAAGCAGUGGGUGACUCGCUGGAGGAGCUGUGGAUCUCCUACAACCUGAUCGAGAAGCUGAAGGGAAUUCACGUCAUGAAGAAGCUCCGGGUGCUAUACAUGUCCAACAAUCUUGUGAAGGAGUGGGGGGAGUUCCAGAAACUAGCAGAACUCCCGUCGCUGGCGGACCUGGUGUUCGUGGCAAACCCGCUGGAAGAGAAGCACUCCACUGAAGGCACCUGGAUAGAGGAGGCCACCAAAAGACUCCCCAAGCUGAAGAAACUGGACGGUAACCCUGUGAUCAAACAAGAUGAGGAAGAAGGGGAAGGUGAAAGUUAACCGAUUCCAUUUUAUGUUUUAUUUAUGUUUACAGAAAUACUUUUAAUCAAUGUUUUUAAAUGGGUCAAGCACCAGCAGUUUGAAAGAACUCUCUUUUAGUUUUUUUUCUUUUCUUUCAUAUUUUGACAUUAUAAGCUCAGCUCUCUGGCCCAGAAGUCUGACUUAGUUGUACACUAGAGAUAUAUUUGGUUUUCUUCAGCUGUGAAUCAGAGUAUCAUGAGGACCCUUGCGUAUUUGAAUAGAAUUAACUGCGCAACAAGAUUAAAAAGUAAUUUAAAAUACUGAAUAUUUAUAAAGUCAAAUCUACAAGCAGAAUUAAUAUACAAGGCACCAUUGAAAAUAUAUUGCUACACAAAACUGAUAAAAAUAUGCAAACAGUUAAGCAAAAUAAAUCCCCUCUAAACGCACAAUGUCAGGCUGUAUGCAUCAAAAAAUGAAUAGGUUCAUAAUGUGUGGAUAAGGAUUCUGUGAUUCAUUUAAUCAAUUUCUUUGGUAAAGGAUAAUGCUGUAAACACUGAAAAAACAACAUAAUGACUGGUACGCAUUAUAUCAAUAUGGAUAUAUCUUGACACAUUUAUGUGAAAAGUAGUGAUUUAUUCAAUGAAUUACAAAAAUAAUCAGAGUGCAUUCACGCACUGGUGCUCUAUGAAAUCAUUUUGAUGGAAUCUUUUAAUAGACCGACCGUAGGCAGCUCUUCAAAAUAUAAUUACGCAGCAACUUCCUAAUAUUUGUAAAAACAUUAAGCUUUUGUGGUGGCGAGCUAAUCAUAUAUAAUACAAUGAUUUCUAAAUGUACUCAACUGAGUUCUGAAACACAGUAAAAAAAAGUUUCUAACAGAGUUCUGAACCAAUGUGAUGAUGAUAUAAUCUUUUUCGUAGCAAACAAACCGAUUUCUAGGAGCAGACACUUGGACAUCGGCCCUUAGUAAUGUGUUUUAUUUCCACGCACUCAGAACCCAGAGAGCAUUCUGGGUCACGAGUGUCCAUUUCCUUGCUCCUCAGCCUUUUUCAGGACAAGCAUAAAGCAAGCAAAGAGACAGCAGCACUUUAUGCAAACACUGCGGCAUUCCGAUGUAUUUCAUACACACAAAUACCGUCUGGUAAUUAUUUUAAAAUUGAAAUGAAAUGGAAUGAUAUCUACCAGAUAUUGCACCAGUGACUUUCUGUAUAGUUUCUGUAUUAUUAUGGUUUAUUUUAUUGUCAUUUAUUAUUAUUCCCUUCCAUUU
Conger conger (European conger) is the source of this 2074-nucleotide messenger RNA. RefSeq names its product dynein, axonemal, light chain 1 (gene dnal1). Gene Ontology annotation, molecular function: protein kinase binding. Gene Ontology annotation, cellular component: cytoplasm. NCBI's taxonomy places the organism in Eukaryota, Metazoa, Chordata, Actinopteri, Anguilliformes, Congridae. The transcript has 8 exons. The record is from RefSeq and is a predicted model, not a curated record. Bases 268 to 849 code for a protein of 193 amino acids.